Nilaparvata lugens (brown planthopper) is the source of this 1128-nucleotide messenger RNA. Its product is annotated as RWD domain-containing protein 1. Gene Ontology annotation, molecular function: protein binding. Lineage: Eukaryota; Metazoa; Arthropoda; Insecta; Hemiptera; Delphacidae. Gene Ontology annotation, biological process: cytoplasmic translation. The record is from RefSeq and is a predicted model, not a curated record. The transcript has 6 exons. The coding region runs from base 225 to 911 and encodes 228 amino acids.
AGCUGAUCUACAGAUGAUAGUGAACAACUGAACUUAUUUUGUUGUAGAUGUAGUUGUAAUAGCUGAAUAUUUGAGGUUAUGAACUGAACAUUUUAUGAUAAUUUAAAAAAAUGUUAAUAUCAAUGUUAUCUGUUUACAAAUCGGUUUUGAUAUCAGAAACUUGUUAACAAAUUGCUUUUGCUAAAGCAAUUUUUAGUAACGAAUAUUAUUGAAUCCAUCCAAUCAUGGAUCACAAGGAAGAGCAAAACAAUGAGAUCGAAGCGUUGGACUCUAUAUAUUGUGGAGAAAUGGAGAUUAUAACGACAGAGCCACUGUAUGUGUUCAUCAUUCCUGUCAAAUCUGACAACUAUGAUGAUGACCAAGAGGCCGGAUUGCUAGCAAGACUGAAGUUCGAGUACACUCCCACUUAUCCUGAAGAAAUUCCCACUAUCAGUUUAGACGGCUCUGAAAAUCUAGAAGAACUACAAGAACAAGAACUACUCGACCACUUAGAGCAACAGGCUCAAGAGAAUAUCGGUAUGGUGAUGAUAUUCACUUUAGUGUCAGCCGCGCAGGAGUGGUUGAACACUGUCAAUGACGAACUUUGUAGGCAGCAAGUAGAGCGUGAAGAAUUGAGGGUAAAACAGGAAGAAGAAGCAGAAAGGAAACGUUUUGAAGGAACUGUGGUAACCGUAGAAUCAUUUCUUGCUUGGAAAAAGGCGUUUGACCUGGAAAUGGGCCACUGUCGAGAUAAGGAUAAGGACGAAAAGAAUAAAAAGCUCACAGGGAAAGAGCUAUUCUUAUGUGAUAAAUCUUUGAACCAGUCUGAUUUGAAAUUCUUGGAAGAAGGUGGAGAUUCAGUCAAAGUGGAUGAAUCAUUGUUCGAUGAAGACUUGGACGAGUUGGAUCUUGGAGAAGAAAAUGAAGAUUGAAUAUCGUGUUUUAUUCAAGAGAAACAUUAUUAAACUCAAUUUAUCUUGAGAAUUGAACUCUUUGAAAAUUCACUUUGGUUCUGUGAGCUUACAUAUAAAAGUGACUGCAAGUGAGUUUUUAUCUUAAAGCAAUAAUAUAUACACUUAUUAAGUAAUAAAAGUGACUGCAAAUGAGUUUUCAUCUUGAAGCAAUAAUAUAUACACUUAUCGAGUAUAA